This is a messenger RNA of Anguilla anguilla (European eel), 4364 nucleotides long. RefSeq names its product transport and golgi organization 6 homolog (Drosophila) (gene tango6). Gene Ontology annotation, biological process: protein secretion. Lineage: Eukaryota; Metazoa; Chordata; Actinopteri; Anguilliformes; Anguillidae. The coding region runs from base 89 to 3550 and encodes 1153 amino acids. The transcript is spliced from 18 exons. The record is from RefSeq and is a predicted model, not a curated record.
GACGUACUAAUGAACGCGCCACCACGAGCUUGCUGUAUUUUGGUUUUGGGGAAGGCUACCUGGAUAGGAUAGGAAAUUCGCGUUUAAAAUGACAGCGGCCAUUGUGGAAGCUCUCUGUAUCUUGACGAAACCUGCUGGAGAUUCACAUGUGAACAGUGCUCAGUCAUCCCAGCAGGGGGCACUGUUGCAUGCACUGCAGUCAAACCUGGAGCAGCUGGAGGCUCGCCUGCUGGCGGAACCGGGGCUGGUGGAGGCGCGUGCUCUGCGGGAUGAGGUUCGGCUUGCGGUGGCGUGGUACCAGGAGACACAGGAGCUCACCUGGAGGUUCACACAGGAGUGUCUGCUCCUGCUGCUCGGUCUGGCCCGCCACCUCUCCCGCCUGCUGGAGGCUUUCCAUCCUGCCGUGGCCCCUCCCGGGCCCUGCCUCCCAGAGAUGGCUCCGCCCCUCCCCCCGGACGUUCUCAGUGUGAGCCAGCAGAAGACCGUGGGGGCGGUGCUGCAGUUUGUGGUCACCCUGGGCCUUUGCCCCUACCUGGCCCCUGGGGUGGGUCUGGCUCUGGGGCGUAGGUUGGCGUUUGGGGCGGCUGUGGAGGGGGCGGUGCUCGGGGGCGGGGCCUCUGACCGUGACAGGAGGCUCCUGACCACCACGUGCUCGCUGCUGGAGCUGGCUGAGCUGCCGUCCCUCGCCACGCUGAUCUUCACGCGACAUCUGGGAGAUGUCAUGGCGGGCCUCUGCCAGUUGGGGUACCGUCCGCACCGGCCAGAGGGGGCCAACACUGAGAGCGACAAGGGCAUCAGCAUGGAAGAGCGCCUGAACUGCAGGAAAGCGCUGCAGGGCAUUCUGGGAAAAGUGUACCAGCCAAUUGUCAUUAAGGAGCUCCUGAUUCUCCAAGGGGGUCCCAAGCAGGCCCCUCCCACAGGCCGUGGGGGAGGCGGUCCCCGUCAGCCCCUGGCCCAGGCCCUGCCCUGGCUGCGGCGGCUGUGCGGUCAGCUCCUGUCUGAGAGGCUGAUGCAGCCCAGCGGAGUGCAGGCCGUGGUGAGAGCCGUGCUGGAGGGAGCUGGAGGAGGGGGUGCUGGCUCGGGGCCGGCCUCGUCGGACUGGAGGAAGUGUGACAUGGUGGCCAGGGUCCUGGCGGCCUGUCCCCAGCAGGCCCUCUCUGUGGAGGAGUACUACAGCCAGGUGUGCCCACAGGUGUUGGAACUGCUGCACUUCCCAGACAAGCUGACAGCCCUGCAGUUUCAGCGAGUGGCCACAAGGGCGGCGCUUACCAUGCUCCAGGAGCGCCCAGAGCUUGCCCAGCAGCACCUGCUUACCCCCCUACUGGCCCCCCUCGCCCACUGUGGGGUCCCAACAGAGGGUCUCCAGGUCCCUGAGUCUGUGCCAGAGUGGGAACUUACUCGCUGCAUCGAAGAUGUGUACAAGGUUUGGGUGGUUGGUAACAGUCCUUGUCCUGCGCUGCUGAAGGCUCUGGGAGAGACCGUUCCUGUCCUUUUCUCUCUGUACUGUUUCACAAAGCAGAGUGUCUGUCAUUUACGUGCCCCCUGUGAGGAGAUCCUGCAGUGGUACUUCUCCCACUCAGAGCCACCGGAAGCCCUGAGUGCACUGAAGCAGCUGUGCAAUCUCCAAACACGCGUGGGUGGGGUCGUGCCCGGAUUCCAGUUCGCUCCUGGCAGUGAGGGAGGAGCCAGGCUAAUACCCAGAGAGCAAAUCAGUGAUGAAGAUGAGGCUCUGUAUGAAAAGGUAUCAGGAGAGCAGUGGAGAGUGGAGUGUUUGGUUCAACUGCUAGCUGAGAUGAAAGACAAGGACCUGCCUGGAGACUUCUUCCUGGAGCUACUUGAGGAGCUGACUGGCUGGGCUGCAGAGGAGGAAGUGGAGGAGGAACAGGAAGUGGACACGUCGGCCAUGACGCUCCUGGAGCUGGAGGAGCACCUGCUGCGGUGUGCGGAGGGGCGGAGCCGCAGGCUGGCCCUGCUGCAGGUGCUGGCGGCAGUGUGCGAGGGCCUUUCCCACACCCUGCUGCUGCGCAAGCCCACGCAGGUGGUGGGGUUCGUGGUGUCCCUGCUGGAGAGGGCCUGUGUGGCUCUGGCCCGAGGCUCUGACAGCCCUGUGGAAUCUCAGACUCUCAGCAUGGCCAUGGGCCUGCUGGCCACCAUGCUGACGGGAGACAUGCAGCUAAACGCACAGGACUACGCCUCCAUGUCGCUGCUGCUGCCUCCUCUGGACUUCAUUUCCCAGAAGCACCCGGAGAUAGUCAUCCAGGAGCUGGCCUCCGAUUUGCGUGCAGCCAUAGCAACACAUGGGGCGUUCUGCCCUGACACUGUGGCCCAGGCAUCCCAUGCCCGCAUCUCCCAGAAGACCCGCAGCACUGCCACAUCCCAGGUCUCAUGCAACAAGGACACAGCCACUCCGCAACUCGCACAAGACACGCCCAUGUCCCCAAUCACACGCAACACGCCUACUCCCCAAACUUCACGUACCACGGUCACUCCACAAAUCACACGCGACACGCCUACUCCCCAAACUUCACGUACCACGGUCACUCCACAAAUCACACGCGACACAUCAGCUCCCCAAACUUCCCACAAUGCACCUGGCACAGAUCUCCGGACGGCGGGCGCGUCUGCUGGAGAGAACGAAAGUUCGUCACCGUCCGGGACGGUGCGGAGUCCCGUCGGUGCGGGAUGUCAUGUGACCGGGGCGGCGGGAGGGGCAGGGGGCAGGGUCAGCGGGGGCCCUCCCCCUGCCCCGCCCGCCAGCGGGGCGUUCUCUGAGUGUCUGCUGGAGGCCUGCGACCCGGACGUCCCCACGCGGGCCGUGGCCCUGCGGAGCUUAACCAGAGCCCUGCAGGAGAGGAGACCAGAGGCCCUGCAGGCCCAGGACAGAGUGCUGACUCUGUUUUUGGAGAAUCUAAACCAUGAGGACUCGUUUGUGUAUCUUUCAGCUAUUCAGGGUCUGGCAGUGCUGGCAGACUCUUCCCCCGAGACGGUCCUGCAGAGGCUGCUGGAGGAGUUUCAGGGCGGAGCCACAGGCCCCUCCCCCGGGGGGCGUUUGCUUGAGACGCGUCUGAAAGCGGGCGAGGUGCUAAUGAGGGCGAGCAGGGCGCUGGGUGACCUGGCUCCCCACCAUGGCCGGCCCCUGAUUGGUGUGUUCCUGCGGGGUGUGAGGGAUGUGGACCCCACUAUCAGGGCUAGCAGUCUGUCUAACCUGGGAGAACUCUGCCAGAGAUUGAACUUCUCCCUGGGUCCCCUCACACAGGAGCUGAACUCGUGUCUGACGGCUCUGGUAAAGACAGAGAGGGAGGUUGAGGUGCGCAGGGCCGCGGUGCACGUCAUCGCCCUCCUGCUGAGGGGCCUGAGCGACAAAACCACACAGGUCCUGGGCGAUGUUCUUCUGGAUCUUUACCGAGCACUGAAGUGGGUGGUGCGGAUGGAUCGUGAUGAUGUCACCGUGCUCCACGCCCAGCUGGCCCUGGAAGAGCUGGAUGACGUCAUGAAGAAAUUUCUCUUCCCCGCGCAGAAACUGGAGAAGAAGAUCGUAGUGCUGCCUUGAUGCUCUAAUCAAAUACAGUCAGAGAGGAGGGACUUUCUACACACAGGCUCUCUAAAUAUGGUCAGAAAGGAGUGACGUCUGCAUACUCGUAUAUGGGCAGAUAGUAAGAGCAUCUGUGUAUAGACUCACAAAAUCUGCUCCAAUAGGAGAGACUUCUGGUUCGACACACCAUAUAUGGCUGGAGUGGAAGCACUUCUAGUUUGAUACCCACCAAAAUUAGACAGGUGCUUGGACAUCAAAAUGUCGUGUGGGCGUAGUCUGAAUGAUGGUUAUUUUAUGGUGAGAUCUUACCAUAUCUUACAGAAGGCUGAAUUGCCACCCCCCCCCCACCCCACCACACCACUUUCUAAAAUAUACCAGUUGCUCCUCAAGAGUCACUGCAGCGUCACUCAAACCCAUAGAAGAAGCUGUGGAACUAACUGCAGCUGUCAUUUAUGAGUUGUGUGUGUGUGUGUGUGUGUGUGUGUGUUUAAAUAUAAUGAAAAUGUGUGAAUGGAGUUCAUACUCAAAGCCUCAUGCCAAAGACGAAGACUGUUGGCUCCAUCCUCGGGCCUCAGCUGUGCCAGUGUUACUCCAAUUCUCUGCCAUAUUACACAACCCCAGUGUAAACACCACGCUCCCCUUGAAGAAUGGCAACUAACUUGCAUAUUUUUGAAGUCAGGUUGCCUGUAAUAACCCCGCCCUUGACUUUACUACCACUUUACUACUGUCCAGAUGAGGACCAAGGGGAUUCGAAAAGUCAAAAGCCCAUAAUGCUGGUAAAGAUAUAGACUACUGAUGUUGCAAUAAAUGAAAUCUUUUAUUUCUGCACACA